AAGCCCUGGUUUGGCCUUGGAUUCCGCCUUGGGGGAAUGUCCGGUACGAGCGAGUGAAGACAUCCUGGGGCCAGCGGGUUUGAGUUAUCGCCCCUUAUCUAUCAGCAGAAUCCGGCAAGGAAACGCCUGCGAACCGGGGAGGAAGGAAGCUCGACCGCCCAAGAAAAGAGUGAGCGGGCAGGCAGCCGCGGGGCAGAACCGAGCUGUGUGCAGGGUCCUUACAGGCCGGUCCGGCUCGGUGCCGCUCCCGUCGAGGCCAUGCUGCAGGGGGAGCUUCGAGCGAUCCCGGGGUGAGGGGAGCAGCUCUGCCGGGGAUUCCACCGCGGAAGAACUGGGUGGAUGCACGGUAGAGAGGAAAGAAUGCUGCCCGCACUGCUCCCCGGUAGCAUCUUGAGCGGCCGCAUUUGUGGCGGCAGCAGCAGCAGCAGCAGCAGAAAGCACAGCGUGGGCCAAGGAGGCGGUUCGAGCUGCUGAAUAAGUCACCCAACGGCUGUUUUUCCGUAGUAUGCGAGUCGACAGAACAGCCAAAGAACAGGGCUCCCCAUAACAGUCUCCUUCGAGCUCUCUUCCCUUGCUACUCAGAGCUGAUUUAUGCGAAAACAUGCCUUGCACUUGCACCUGGAGGAACUGGAGACAGUGGAUUCGACCUUUAGCGGUGGUCAUCUACCUGGUGUCCAUAGUGGUUGCCGUUCCCCUAUGCGUGUGGAAAUUACAGAAACUGGAGGUUGGAAUACACACCAAGGCUUGGUUUAUUGCUUUAAUCUUUUUGCUGUUGACUAUACCUAUAUCGCUUUGGGGAAUAUUGCAACAUUUAGUGCAUUAUACACAGCCGGAACUACAGAAACCAAUAAUAAGGAUUCUUUGGAUGGUACCCAUAUACAGUUUAGAUAGUUGGAUAGCUUUGAAAUAUCCCAGCAUUGCAAUAUAUGUGGAUACCUGCAGAGAAUGUUAUGAAGCUUAUGUCAUUUACAAUUUUAUGGGAUUCCUUACCAAUUAUCUAACUAACCGGUAUCCAAAUCUGGUAUUAAUCCUUGAAGCCAAAGAUCAGCAGAAACAUUUACCUCCUUUAUGUUGCUGUCCACCAUGGACUAUGGGAGAAGUAUUGCUGUUUAGAUGCAAACUGGGUGUAUUGCAGUAUACAGUUGUCAGACCAUUCACCACCAUCUUUGCUUUAAUCUGUGAGAUGCUUCAUAUAUAUGAUGAAGGGAACUUCAGCUUUUCAAAUGCUUGGACUUACUUGGUUAUAAUAAACAAUAUGUCACAGUUGUUUGCCAUGUAUUGUCUCCUGCUAUUUUACAAAGUACUGAAGGAAGAACUGAGUCCAAUCCAACCUGUUGGCAAAUUUCUUUGUGUAAAACUGGUGGUUUUUGUUUCUUUUUGGCAAGCAGUAGUUAUUGCUUUGUUGGUAAAAGUUGGCGUUAUUUCUGAAAAGCAUACAUGGGAAUGGCAAACCGUAGAAGCUGUGGCCACAGGACUCCAGGACUUUAUUAUCUGUAUUGAGAUGUUCCUUGCUGCCAUUGCUCAUCACUACACUUUCUCGUAUAAACCGUAUGUCCAAGAAGCAGAAGAGGGCUCAUGCUUUGAUUCCUUCCUUGCCAUGUGGGAUAUUUCAGAUAUUAGGGAUGAUAUUUCUGAACAAGUGAGGCAUGUUGGAAGGACAGUCAUGGGACAUCCUAGGAAAAAGUUUUUUCCUGAGGAUCAAGAUCAAAAUGAACAUACAAGCUUGUUAUCAUCAUCAUCGCAAGAUGCAACUUCUGUUGCCUCUUCUGUGCCACCUUCACCCAUGGGUCACUAUCAAGGGUUUGGACACACCGUGACUCCCCAGACUACACCUACUACAGUUAAUGUAUCUGAUGAAAUAUGUAAUUAUACUACAGGAGUGAAAAAAGAACCUUCAGAUAUUUCCAUGGCCUCCUGAACAGUGUGCAAAAGCAGACUGUGCUGCCGCCGUGUUAUUUCGUCACCUGGUAUCCCACUGCUCAGGAUUUUGUGCUUGGGACAAGCCAUUAAUGGUGGAAAAUUUCAACACAAAGAUAGGCGAAGACCAGGUACAACUACUGGAUUUAUACAACUAAGUUUUGUAUAUCACAAAUAAUCAGUCUAAAUAUCCUAGACUUAGACUUGAUUUCUUAACACUACAUAGAGUAUCACAUACUCAAAUGGUAGAAAAUGACUACUAAAUUUUACUGAUGUUAACAAUGCUUUAGCAAGAUGAUAGACAUAAAAAAAAAAACACAAAAAAACCAAAAAACAAUCAAUGCUUCCUACCACUGCUGCAUGGAUAUAAUGCUCUGGAAUAAGCAGGAAGUGUAAUUCAGAAAUAUGAAUUAGUGGAACUUAAUCAUAAUCAUGUGCCAUAUAUGCUUCCUAACAAUUAUUUCUGUUUCUCAACUGGAUGUCUUUCGAUAAAUUAGAAUUUAUCAUUUAUUUUCUGUAACUUUUUAUGUCUCUCAUUCUUUAAAUGUAGACCCUUAAUUUUUUAACAAAAAGUUCUUGAUUAGAGAGAGACAGCAGAAAAAAAUUAAGUCCCAAAAUUUAAAGGGUUGAAAAUUAUAUACCUACAAUGAAAGAUGACUGUAUUUUACAUCCCUACUAGGAGAAAUAUCUAAGACCUAAUAUUAUUAAUCUUAAAACAACUACUAUCAAAAAAUCAUAUUUGCAGCCAUGCUAAUAGAUUAAUAGAUUAUCUGUGACUUUGAGAUAAAAAUAAUAAAAUGGACAGAAGACAUGAGAUAGAAACCCAGUCUGCUUUUCCUCAGUGCCAUUAAAGUUGUCAGCAAGUGUAAACUAUAGUCUUAAUUCAACAGACAACAGUCAGAAGACUUGUAGGUGCUGUUGGGGAGAAAUUUAUUAAUUGGGAUGGAGUUCCCCUAAUUGCUAAUCAUAACCCAUUGGGUCUAACAUUUACACUGAAAAUAAAGUGCCAGAGUAGUAUGUUGCAAACAGCAAAGAUAAGUAUUACUUCUCAAAACCUUUGCUUUGUAUAUUUAAGCACAUAUAUAUCUAAUGCGUAUAUACAUGCAUACUGGUUCAUGGUAAUUAGGUACAAAGUUUUUACUCUGUCCAUUCUUAUAAACUAAACAAUUUUACCGACAGUAAAGGUGGGCAGUAUAAUAUUAGAGGCAAGGAGAACAGGCAGUUUGGAGAGAAGAUACAUCUAACUUCCUGUGUAGUUCACUUAACGUAACAGCACGCAGUGUAUACAAGGCAUGAUGAUCUUACUUAUUAAUCUUGCUACUUCAGGUCUUUAAAAUUUGGACUAAUUUUUUUUUUCUUACUGUGCAUCCAGAUCAAAACUUUGAAAAAUACUGGUUUAGGUUUAACUCUUUCUUGAAUUUAUCAGCUUUUUAAUUUUUCUUUGCCAGUAGCCCAGGAAAAAUGCUACCCGCUCAGAUUUUACUUUGUCCCUCUUAUACUCUUUUACUUAGAUUUAGUCUACAGCUUCAAUUCUUACUCAAGUUUGCAUUCCCAAAACAUGAAAACUGAGAAGGUGGUUCAGAAGUAUUUCAAGUAUUUAAAAGAAGCAAGCUUGGAAUUUACAGAUAACCAUAGCCCUCAGUCUUCAGUGAAGCCAACUUUUUGAUGUAUCCCAACUAUAAGUUUGGAUUUAAGGGAGAAAAAUCCAAGAUGCCUAAAAAAUGACGAUGAGAUUCAAAAUCCCUAAUCUUUAUAGGUUAAGAGUGUAGACUCACAGGUUUGGCAAAAUUUAAUCUGUAGUAAGUAAAACCAAGCAAUAAAAACAGGUUCCUAAUUUGAAAAAUUAAUGACAGCCUUUUCCAGAAAGGAAGUCUGCAGCAAUAUUUUUGUAAUAAUGCCACUUUUAAAUUUCAGAUCUUUUAAAUACACUUUAUUAAUGUCCAUUUUAAAAAACAUUCGACCAUUACAAGGAAUUAAAUCUUCAUAACUCCAUUUUAUGAUUACAAUCCCACGACUCAUUCAGACUAGAAGAAUUGUGAACUUGCUGCUCUAUUUCCACAUUUUUUCAUUGGAAAACUGCUCUUCAUUGCUUCACUGUGAUGCUGACAUUGCUUUUGUGGUGCUGGACGUUGAGUACAAGUUCAUCUCCCAUUUCCACCUGGAUGGGGUUGUCUAAAACAACUGCAGCUUGUUUCCAGUGGGAGGCUUCACUCGAAGUAUCCAACCUAAUCUCAUCAUCAAGGUACAGAUGAUACCAAAAUGGAAUGGCAGUCACUUGUCCAGAUUUACAAAUGCGUACCUAUUAAAUUAAACCACGAAAACUUCA
This is a messenger RNA of Camelus dromedarius (Arabian camel), 4243 nucleotides long. RefSeq names its product transmembrane protein 184C (gene TMEM184C). Lineage: Eukaryota; Metazoa; Chordata; Mammalia; Artiodactyla; Camelidae. Gene Ontology annotation, molecular function: transporter activity. The coding region runs from base 602 to 1918 and encodes 438 amino acids. Gene Ontology annotation, cellular component: membrane. The transcript is spliced from 10 exons. Gene Ontology annotation, biological process: transport. The record is from RefSeq and is a predicted model, not a curated record.